This is a messenger RNA of Bacillus rossius redtenbacheri, 8289 nucleotides long. Its product is annotated as zinc finger protein 468-like. Gene Ontology annotation, molecular function: RNA polymerase II cis-regulatory region sequence-specific DNA binding; DNA-binding transcription factor activity, RNA polymerase II-specific. Lineage: Eukaryota; Metazoa; Arthropoda; Insecta; Phasmatodea; Bacillidae. Bases 160 to 1251 code for a protein of 363 amino acids. Gene Ontology annotation, biological process: regulation of DNA-templated transcription. The transcript has 5 exons. The record is from RefSeq and is a predicted model, not a curated record.
AAAAAGUGCAUGCAGUGUCAUUCUACCAGACGCUCAAAACAAAUAAUGCGUCUGCUCUGUGAUGGUUACUGUUAGUGAAGUAAACUUAUUGUUGAGUUUUCAAUUUGCCGUAAUAGGGCUUUCAAAUGGGUGAAUUGCUGGCGUGCCGCUCGCUGUGCCAUGGAGGUCCCGUUAGAUUUGACAUCAAGAAGAGACUCGGUAUGGCCUGACAGCGAUGUGGGGUCGGCGGGAAGCGCACUUGUGAAUAGUCCGCAGGCGGGGAGACACGCGGGCAUGGAGGACGCGCUCCCGGAGCGCCGCGCGCACGGAGCGCCAGGAGAGGGGGGCAGCGUGCUCGUCAAGGAGGAAGCGGGCGCGGACGGCUCCGAGGACGACGAGCCGGCGGGCGACUUGCGCGAGGUGGAAGCGAGAGGAGUGCCGGCGACGGAGGCUGCAGCGGAUGACGCUGCCGCCAACAAAGACGAGGAUACCGACGCUGCAGGGUUCGUUUCGCCCGACGUGAAGCCUUCCAUCAACAUCUCGGGCCUCGACAGAGUUUCGGCAAAGCUGAGCAUGCCUCUGUUGAAUGAUGGAGAAGAGGCCAAGGUAGAUGGAGGGACUGCAGCGUUCCUGUGCGAAACGAUGAUGAGCAUUGCCCCGGACAAGCGCGGGGCGAAGAUCGCGAAGCACUACGCGGCCAUCAGGGCCAACGAGACGGCGGAGGCCAUCGAGGCCCUAAAGAAGGCGCUCCACCGGGAGAAGAACUUCGCGUGCGGCGUCUGCGGCAACCUGUUCAAGGACCGGCGCAACCUGGGGCGCCACGUGAAGCGCAUCCACUGCGACGACAAGAAGUACCGCUGCGAGACGUGCGGCAAGGGCUUCUGCUUCGUGAGCCACCUGCUGCGCCACGCCGAGUCGCACUCGGCCGAGAAGAGGCACGUGUGCGGCACGUGCGGGCGCGGCUUCAACCUGCCCAGCAACCUGGAGCGCCACAUGAUCACACACUCACGCGAGAAGCCCUACGCCUGCCCCGUGUGCGGCGCGCGCUUCAGCCAGAACUACUACCUGCAGGCGCACGCCGUCGUGCACACGGGCGAGAAGCGGUUCGAGUGCGCCACCUGCGGCAUGAAGUUCGGCAACCGCAGCAACCUGCGCCGCCACUUCCGCUCGCACUCGAGCGAGAAGCCCUACGCCUGCCCCGUGUGCGACCAGCGCUUCCGCUUCUCUAACAACAUCUCCAAGCACAGGAAGAAGUACCACAAGGCGACGUGAGCCGGCCGGACGUACGUGAUGCGUAUCCGUGAGCGACGAGCACUUUCGCGAGACUGCAGUAACGGCUUGCCACUAGUCUGGUACGCUUUACGGGAAAUCUUUAUUUAUGAGCGUCGAGUAAUUUCGCGAGACUGCAGUUACGGCUUGCCACUAGUCUGGUACGCUUUACGGAAACUCUUCAUCGUAGACGCCAGCCGGCGGGGAAGAAACGUAAUGGGGGAGGGGGAAUCACGGCAGUUGGUUCUUUAAUGUGUUAAGCGUAUUCAUAGAUCUCAGUAACACCGUGGUUUGUUAUGUUCACAAAAGUUACAAAUUUGUUAUACCUUUGUAGUGAGUGUGGUCACUUUUUUUUUUUUUUUUUUCGAGGCUGCCGGUUACUAGAAAUUGUGCCAUGUUUUUAAAUUCCAUUUCUAUUUGGGCUUACAGACAAAUAAUUGAUGUAGCCUUCUUCACCCUAUUCUGUGCUCCGUAAUUUUUUUUUUUUUUUUUUUUUCGUGCGUCCAGUCAUGUAGUGGCUUCCUUCUUGACGGUUUCAAGUUGCGACUUACUGUAUUUUGUGCAUUUCAUUUUCAAAUUUCUCUUGUAAUAUUUUAGUCCUUAGUUUUUCAUGUUAAAAUCUUGCUAUCACUGGGCGACCACUUUCGUCUCUGAGCACGGGCACAACUCUGCUCCAGCACGCAAUGAAUUGUAAACCUUAUUAAAGCUUUACCGUGAUUGGUACCCAGGUGAGAAGAGCAGUCAGUAUGUGCUCUGACCGGCCUCUCAGUCACAACACAACCAUGCAGGCUACGUGCGCUUAAAAUUAGGGAUGUUUCGAUACCAGACACUCGUAUCAUACAUCAGCCAAUAUUCAGCACUCGACUGAUACCAAGGUAUUACAAGAGAUGUGUACACAACUUUUUUUAAAAUUCACUUUGAGUUUUAAGUUUUAAUUAUAUAUAUUUUCUUUAUUGAAUUAUUUUAACUACAUUAUUCAAGCAUAGCUUAAAAAUUAUCAAAUUAUUUACUGUUUAGCCACAAGUAAGAUGUAUAUCCAAGAAAUAACAAAUAAGUGAUCGAACAAUUUUCAAUGAACUGGUUUUGAAUUUAGAAUUUAAAAAAAAAAAAAUAGGUAUAUAUUCAAACAUUAUAUUUAUAUAAAAAAUUAUGUUUUCAGUAUUUAUUCAUUUAGUGUGGCCAGUAAUUGUAAAUGUUGAUUGUUGUAUCGGUGGUAGAAUAUCGGCUGUUGGGAUUUGAUAUGGGAAAACAUGGUAUUGAAACAGCCCUAUUCAUAAUCAGCCGCUUGUCAUUAGUAGCAGGGACAUUUUGCAGAUUUAAACACCAUCCGAAAAAAACUGAUACUUUGUAUCAGAGCCAUUUUACCUUCUGCAUUGGCUAAUCUUUGUUGUGACUAACAUCACGUGGACUGGGUUCAACCAAGACUUGGGCUGUCAUUAUUUGUUAGAGCACAUAUUUUCUAGUUAUAAUAUUUUUUAAUUAGAACUAUCAAUAUAAUAAACUGCAUAGAAUAAUUAUACAAUGUUAACGUUAAAAGAGUUUGUUUUUCCAAAAACCUUACGAUUUUUAUGAAACAUAGUUUAUGUAUAACCAUUAUCAGUGUAUUGUUUUCUCCACAUAGUUGACAUAAUACAGUUUCUACCAAAAGUUUAAGACCACCAUCACUCUUCCCAUAGUACGACUUUGGACAGAUAUUUUUGAUGCAAUUAGCAUCUUAAAUUUUUUUAAAUUUUCUAUGUGUAAAAGUACAUACUUUGGUGAAAAAACACUUGAAAUAUUCCGAUUAUUUAUUUAAUUACAAAUUUUAUAAGAAAACAGAAUAAUUAAAGUAAAGAACCUUUUUUUAUCUAAUACAAUAUUCUACAACUAAUUGUAAUGGCUGUACACAGUUAGUUAUAGAUUUUACACAACAUGCAUAACACUCUAAGGAAACUAUAGCUUAAUUGGUGGAAAUGAGCCAACCGCGAAAGUAACUUUUUUUUUGGGCGAUUUUUCACUCAUGUCCAAAUAAAAAAAUUACCAAUAUCUUCCUAUCAAAAGUUUAAGACCACCUGAUCAGGUAAGAAAAUACAUACUGUUACAAAGUUUUUCUACACUGAUACCACUGUAGUUAUAAAAUAAGGAAAUAUUUAUAACACUAAUUUUAUUAAAGUUUUUAGUAAUCUAUGACACCACCUGCAGCUUUAAGGCAUUCAUGUAUUCUAGUAGGCAUAAUGCGGACAAGAUUCUGGCGAGCCAGCAAAGUUGUGCCUGACGCAGUACGUAGUAUAUAAUUUACUCGCAAGGUAGCACUGGCGUACAAGUUCCUAUCAGUAGUGUUACAGGCACGUUAGUAGAACGUUUUUACGUUUGUUUAAUGUCGUUCGCGACACUUUAUAGUUUAUAGCAAUAUGGGCAAAACAGGUGUCCCAAACAGUGUGAAGUGGCAGAUUAUUGGCAUGUUCAAAUGUAACAAAAGUCAAAGAGAAAUAGCUAGUACUUUGAAUGUUAGUAAAACGUGCGUAGCACAAACAAUAGCCAAAUACCGGGACAGUGGUGAGGUGCACGAUCGACCUCGUAGUGGUAGACCGAAGGCAACGUCACCUAGACGACCGUGUACUUGCAAGACUCGCCAAACAAAGUCGGAAUGCAUCUGUGUCAGUACUGAGAACACGACUGCAAGAGAUAUGUGGUAAGAAGGUGUCAGCAAUGACGGUAUCUCGUCGAUUGCGAGAGCAGAGACUGCAUUCAAACAUGGCAGUAAGAAUAACCGCUUCAAACAGCUGUGUCCAGGAAAAACAGACGAAUUUUGAUGCCACCAGAAGAGAAAUUGGGGAAUGGAGAGAUGGGGUAAAGUGUUGUUCAGCGAUGAGUGCCGCUUCGAACUCUAUUCACGCGCCGCAUUCGUGUAAGCCGUACACCUACUGAGAAGUAUCUUCCCGAGUGACUCUCUUCCGCCGUGCAACAGGGCGGUGGUUCGAUCAUGGUGUGGGGCUGCAUAUCCAUGCAAGGGACAGGCUUCAUUCGGUUUACUGACGGUUCUAUGGAUUCCAAAGAAUACAUUGUGACGAUGAAGGAUGCCAUGCUGCCUUCUGCACACAAACUUCAUGGAGGUUAUGUCGUGUUUCCGCAAGACAAUGCUCCUUGUCACCGGUCCCGCCUAACAAUGCAGUGGUUCGAGGAGAAUGACGUCACACUGUUGCAAUGGCCAGCACGAAGCCCGGACUUGAACCCCAUCGAGAAUGUCUGCAGUUAUAUUGGAGCUAAACUAGCACAGUUAUACCAAAAAACAUACACGAACUCAGAACCAUGACUGCAACAUUUUGGUCAGACAUUUCCGUAGAAUAUUUCCAGAAUCUCGUCCGCCGUAUGCCUACAAGAAUAAAUUAAUGCCUUACAACUGCAGGAGGUGUCAUAGAUUAGUAGAUUACUAAAAACUUGAAUAAAAUAAGUGUUAUAAAUAUUUCCUUAUUUUAUAAUUACAGUGAUAUCAAUGUAGAAAAACUUCGUAACAGUAUGUAUUUUCUCACCUGAUCAGGUGGUCUUAAACUUUUGAUAGGAACAUAUUUGUUAUUUUUUUAUUUGGACAUGAGUGAUAAAUCGGCCAAAAAAAAGUAAGUUUCGCAGUUGGCUCAUUUCCACCAAUUAAGCUAUAGUUUCCUUAGAGUGUUAUGCAUGUUGUGUAAAAUCAAUAACUGUGUACAUCCAAUACAAUUAGUUGUAGAAUAUUAUAUUAGGUAAACAAUGUUUCGUAUUUUCCUUAUUUUAUUUUCUUAUAAAAAUUGUAAUUAAAUAUAUAAUCAAAAUAUUUCAACUGUUUUAUCACCAAAAUAUGAACUUUUACUCAUAGAAAAAAAAAAAUUAAGACGCUAAUUGCAUCAAAAGUAUCUGUCCAAAGUCGUACUAUGUGAAAAGUGAUGGUGGUCUUAAACUUUUGGUAGAAACUGUAGUUUAUGUAUAACCAUUAUCAGUGUAUUGUUUUCUCCACAUAGUUGACAUAGCUAAUACAUACCGUAUCUACCCAAAAAUAAUGUGACUCCAAAUUUUUUGAUUAUGAGGCUAUGCAAAAUACUUUAUGGGGUAAAAAUCACAAAUCAAAAGUAUAGAAACUAAAAAUUAUUUAAAAUAGUUAAUUUUAUAACAUUUUACUAACAGUUUUUCUGGUGCCAAUUUCUAUCACUAGAGUGAUUUACAUAGCCUUUUUUUGAAACAGCAAGCAGGCAAUUUGAAAAGAAAAGGAGUAUUAUGGGUGUAGUUCAUAAGCCACUGGUCAGAAAGCAAUGAAUGUUGCAAACACACAGUGGUCGCCUGGGAGAGGGAAAGCAUUGGGGAGGGGGUACCUUGGCUAGCAGCCCCAGCAGACUGACACACCCCUUUCCUCUACGAGGUUCAGCAAGCCCUGAACUAGAGCGGACUAAAGUGGCACAAGUGACGCAGUUCACAGGCAGAUCGUGCAGUUUUUCAACUAAGCGGAGAUUCAAGAGGCAGUGAUUAAUAGUGGUCUCACAUGGCAGUUAUCAGGCAGAGGGCGUGGUUUUCAAACUAAGCUGUUCCCCUCGUAAGAUAUCAGUUUACGAUUAUAGUGCGAUAUCCACUUUUAGGUUUAGCAGUUUUGGUAAAAACCAUCACAUUAUUUUCAGGUAAAUACAGUAGUUUCAAAACUCAUAAAAAUUAUUAUAGUUUGUCUUGCUGUAAUAGGUAUUUUGUUGCAUCUCGGUAAAACAUUAAACAACUUUAUUACGUUUGGGGUUGCAGCCCAAGGUCUCAAAAUAAACCCAAUAAUAGUCUGUUUUAUGUGGCGAAAAUACAUUGUACAGUGAUAAAUUAAAACUGUUGCUGGUUAAAGAGUGAACAGGAAAGUAUCCACAAAUUUCGUUAUUUGUUUAUAGUUUUCAUUCAAGGUCUAAGUAUGUACUGAAGUACAUCUGCAUGUACAUGAGGUAUGCUGAUUGAAUGGUUGGUGCCUAAAGGUUUCCUGUAUUUGUAUUAAUGUGUAUCUCUGCAAUUUGCAUGACUAAAUAAAAAAAUAUUGGUGCAUAUACUACUGUAUGCACGGUAGAAGUAAUACUUAAUUGGCAUAGUAAAAAAGUAAAUUUAAUUUUGCAUGCAAAUAAUUUAUGUAAAUAAAACAAUAAAAUGACAAGUGAUAUUAUAAAUACUGUUGGUUAGUAUGAAUUCAAUCAAAUUAAAAUUUUUAAAUAAAUUCUCAGUAUUCAAUGUUGAUAUAAACAAGUGUAUUAAAUUAAUUAUUUAAUUUAGUAAAAUAAUUGAGAUAUAUUUUAAUUGCUAAUGAAAAUCAAUUAAAUAUGCUGAAUGUUUAUUAUGAUUUAUUAAUUUUAAUUAUUUUUUAAAAUAACGUUAUGAUUUAGCAUACAAAUAAAUUAUACAUACAAGAACAUAGCUUCACUUAAAUAAAUACCCUUGUAAAAUUAAAAAAAAAAUUAUAUCACUAAUAUUCACAAUAAAAAAGGGUUUAUAACUUUUAUGUGUAUGUAGCUUUUUUUAAACCUGUGAAAAUUUUGUUGCAUGGUGCGUGGGCAUCGUAAAAAUUCACUCAUUUUUUUCAUAACAUGCCUAAAAAGUAUAACUUCAAAAAUGUAGCAGAAGAAAAACAAUUUAAUGAGAUGAUAGCAUUGUUGUUGGAACACACACUAACAUUUACCAAGAGUUUUACAGUCACAACAAAGUUAUAGUAAGAACAUAAGUGUCUCUAGACUUAAAUAUCCCUGUAUAUUUUUUUAACCCUCGUAUUUCUGUAGUUUGUUUUAGAAAAAAAAUACAGUUGGACUUAUAAUGUUUCUAUGGAAGUGUUUCUAUUUGUUCUGCUGUUUAGUACUUAUCUUGUAAAAAAAAACAACUAACAAAAUAUGCCUUUUAGCUGAUGACAUGAAUUUGAAACUGAAAAUGCAUGUGAAUUAGUGCAUUAAUUUUCUUAAUGCUGAAGGUGAAACCCUAUAUUCUGACUAUUAAAAAAAAAGUUUUUUUUUUUUUUUUUUUACAUUUCUCUGUAAAACACAGGACAAAUGUAAUAAUUGAUCCUAGUAAGCUUGCUUACCCAUGACAUUGUAGGAAUACUAAUUGUAAACACAGCAAUGCUCCAUAUUUCUGAAUGUUAUUGCUGAUCAGUGUGCACUUACGACCUUACCUUCCCUGCAAAUACAUGUUGCAUUUUGCUGCAACUUAUGAUGUUUACUUUAUUUUAUAGCCAAAUGUAGGUUGUGAUUAUGAGUUGUAUACAGAGACUGAUAAAGCUAAUUUAGCAGUGAGAAAUUAACAUGAUGUAUGUUCUUUUUUAUUAUUUGAACACAGCAUUAUGGUGUCAAAUAUAAUUAUAUUUUUUUUAAUGAUCUGUGCUCCAAGAUUGUAGAAGUUUUUUUUUAAAUAACUGUCUUAAGUUCCUUCAUGAUUUGGUUGUUUAUGUACUAGUUGUGUUUGGAAAUCAUGUACAUUUUGAGUGUUACUUUAUGAUACAAACAGCUGAGAUAGUGUGUUAAAAUUAUGCUUUGCUAAGUGUUAUAAUUUUUUUUGUCAGUAUUUUUAUAGACUGUUGCUUUUUGAUGCAGUUUAACUGCUACAUUGUGGAAUAUAAUUUGUAACACAUGACGGAAUGAAUUACAGAGCUAUAUUUGUUGACAUGAUUUUAUUGCAGAGAAGUUUUUAUUUUAAUAUUUACUAUAAAUUCUGUGUAUUUUUUUAAUAGGCUUAAAUCAUUAUUGAACUGUACAGUAUAGUUAUGAAAUUUUUUUCUGUGAUUUAUAAAUGUAAUUUAUGUAAUUUGAAUUUUUUUAAAUGAUAUAGUAUGUUAUUUUUAUUACUAUUUAUAUUAUUGUACAAUAAACAGUAAUGUGGUUACUAAUAGUUAAUUGUUAAAACCUUUUAAAAUAAAUGGUUCCUUGCAGUAUUAACGUGUAAGUAGAGAAGGUGGAUAUAGCAGUUGUGAUCAGAAUACAUACAUACUUUGAUAGGAAAGUGAUCAAAAGAGGCUAAUGUUGCUGUUGUUUGUAGACAUAACACUCAACUGUAGUAGCUGCAUACUUCCCUUGUAUUAGAAAUUGGCUGUCU